Messenger RNA from Dentiscutata erythropus, 138 nucleotides. The record is from the annotation of a GenBank genome assembly. NCBI's taxonomy places the organism in Eukaryota, Fungi, Glomeromycota, Glomeromycetes, Diversisporales, Gigasporaceae.
CAAAGGUACUGCUUUAUACCUCAAACAAUUGUAGAAAAUGCUGUUAAGCAAUGCAAUGUAUGUAUUACACGACAUGCAACAAAACAAAUGCCUGCUAUGAAGCCUAUUAUUGCUGAAAAAUUUCUUGCUUAUGUUCAA